GUUAUUAUUAAUGUUGGCUGAAUAAGUUGGAGAUUUCGCGUCUUUUUAGUCAAAUCAAUAGAAAGCAAAUUUUGAACAGCUCUUCAAUGAAAUCCACUUUUGUAUUAUAUCAAUUAUAUCAAAGUGCUCAAGUGUUUUCAAGCAUCCAUAUCAAAAUCGAAGAUCAUUGACAACAUUCUUGGAUUUUAACCUAUUUCAUGUCGAUGCAUAUGAUUUAUGAUAAGAAGUCUUUACGUGGAUAGCAAUCCUAAUUAGCAGUCAGAGAGUUGAGCCUUUCGAGUUUAGUUGAUCAAGUGUCUUGUGUCUUCAAUUGCGUCUCACUUUUAACCAGAUUAGAAACCAGAAUUUGUUUCCUUCAAACGUCUAAGAUGGCCAAUGUUAAAUCAAUUGCUGUGAUUGGUGCAGGUGCAAGUGGACUAACGGCAAUCAAACAAUGUGUCGAAAAUGGUUUCAAUGUAACUUGUUUUGAAAGGACAGAGAUUUUUGGUGGACUUUGGAGAUAUCAUGAUGACGAUAUUGAUGGAGUUGCUUCUGUCACUAAAACCACAAUUAUUAACACAUCUAAGGAAUUGUCAGCCUUCUCUGAUUUUCCACCACCAGAUGAUUUUCCAAAUUUCAUGCACAAUCGUUUAAUGUGGAAAUACUUCGAAAUGUACGCUAAGAAAUUUAAUCUUAACGAUUAUAUUAAAUAUAAACAUGAAGUUAAAGCGAUUGCUAAGUCAUCCGACUAUGAAAAGACUGGUCGAUGGUUGGUCAAGUAUGUAGACGAUGAGGACAAUGAGAUAGAGGAGCAAUUUGAUGGAGUAAUGAUUUGCACCGGUCAUCAUGCAACACCACAUGAGCCAAAAUUUCCCGGACAAGAUAAAUUCCAAGGCACAGUAAUCCACAGCCAUUCUUUCAAGAAUGCAGACAAAUAUUUGGAUCAAAAAGUUGUUGUGGUCGGUGUUGGUAAUUCAGGAUUAGAUAUCGCAACUGAAUUGGGACGAAUAGCUUCACAGGUUUACCUUUCAACUCGACGAGGCACUUGGGUUGCCAAUCGGACUUUCUUAAAAGGCCUUCCAUAUGAUUUUUGUAUCAACUCUCGAUUAAUCAACACCAUUGCUGGUUAUUUCUCUCGUCCAUGGAAUUAUCUUAUGGAAACAGUUUUGGACAUUUAUUUUGACCAUGAAGCAUACGGUUUAAAACCUAAACAUCGUCUCUGUGGUCAACAUCCUGCAAUUCAAGAUGAACUGGCCAAUUCAAUAAUGUCUGGACGUAUUUUAGUUCGUAAAAAUAUCAAGUGCUUCACUGAAAAAGGAGUCAUCUUUGAAGGGUCUAAUGAAGAAAUAGCUUGUGACACAGUUAUUUUGGCAACUGGAUAUAAAAUUGGGUUUCCAUUUAUUGAUCCAUCAAUCAUUGAUAUUGUCGAUAAUCGGGUUGAACUGUAUAAAAAUGUUUUCAACCCUCGCCUGGAGCACCCUCAUACUUUAGCUUUCAUUGGGUUGAUUCAACCUUUAGGAGCUAUCUUUCCCAUAUCAGAAAUGCAGAGUCGCUGGUUUGCCGGUUUAAUGAAAGGCCAGUUCAAGCUUCCACCAAAAGAUAAGAUGAUAUCAAUCAUGAAAAUGGAUAAUGAAGCUCGAGACAAACUUUUCUAUGCAAGCCCAAGAAACACAAUUGAGGUUCAUUGGAUACCCUACAUGGACGAAAUCGCUUCUUUCAUCGGCGCUAAACCCAACAUGACUAAACUGGCAUUAACUGAUCCAGUUCUUUGGUACAACUGUCUAUUAAAACCUUGUGUUUCAUACCAAUAUCGUCUCAAUGGUCCAAACCCAUGGGAAGGAGCCAGACAAGCUAUUCUUGAACUGGACAAAAGAUUAUACGCACCUUUAAAGAUUGAAGAUACCGACCAACCAAAUGGAAAAGUGCGAGCUGGUUAAAUUAAAUUAAAUCUUUGUUAUCCGAACCAAUAGCUCAACAAUUAAGGCCUUGCAGUUGAUUUGGUUUUUUGAUACAAGAUGACAACAGUGAUGACUUGUUUGAAAAGCGCGGUUGGCUCUUUGGUUGACUCAGAUUUCAAUGUUUUCAUAAUGUGAUUUUACCAAAGACCAGAACAAUUAUUACAGUAGCUAAUUAAAUGUCACAUUAAAAUUGACUUGCUUUUCUAUGCAAUUAUAA
Molecule: messenger RNA, 2154 nt
Organism: Tetranychus urticae (two-spotted spider mite)
Lineage: Eukaryota; Metazoa; Arthropoda; Arachnida; Trombidiformes; Tetranychidae
Product: flavin-containing monooxygenase 5
Molecular function (GO): N,N-dimethylaniline monooxygenase activity; flavin adenine dinucleotide binding; NADP binding
Source: RefSeq, a predicted model, not a curated record